AUGCUGGGGACAUGGGCGCUACGACGCGUCCAGCACGGUCCUAGAACCAUCCGUGCCGUGCGUCAAGCUCCGCGGGAUCCGCGCUUCGCACCCUCAAAUGCCAUCCAUCAUCUUGCAGUGAAGCGAAUCGUUGUCGCUCAAGAUGUGCGAUUGAAUUCGUGUACACGGACCCGAGGCUUAGCUACGGCCGCUAUUCCCAGUGUGCUUGUCCCACCGCUCAUUUUCGUUGGGCUGCUGCUCUCCCUCUGGACUUGGAAAUGUUUCUGGAUCGUAGUGAUGCAGGACAAGCUCCUGUACCUCACUUGGCUUCCACCCUUCACGCGAUCCGAGAAGAUUGCCGACUAUGAGUUCAGUUGCAGGCCUGUUCGAUGGGAGGAGAAACAGAUUCGCAGUCUUGACGGAACCAAGCUAGCUAUUUGCGAGGGUCAGAUCGCAAACAUGAGCGAUGGGAAAGGCUUCCAGCAGACAUCAAAGUUUGUACGAAAGCGACGCGUGGUGAUUUGCUAUUUCCAGGGAAAUGGUGGAUCGAUGCCAAUGCGAUUACCGCUGCUAUCUCAGGUUUUGCGGACAAUUACGGAAAAGUCAAAGUCGACCACCAAGGCGCACCAGAACGAAACUAAAUACACUAUCGCUGCUUUAUCCUAUCGUGGCUACUGGAAAUCUUCGGGCCGUGCCACUCAGUCUGGAAUUGAAAAGGACGCACAGGCGUUCCUCAACUGGGUAUCAGAGACAUAUAAAGCACCGGAAACCGAUCUUGAGAUCGUUCUUUGGGGCCACAGCCUUGGCGCUGCCGUCGCGAGUGCAGCAACUGCAGCGUAUCUUGCUCGUCAACAUUCCGGGCAGACAUCGGCCCACAAAAGCAGUGGCUCGCUGGCACCUCUCGUCGGGCUGAUCUUAGAGGCACCAACAUCUAGUAUCAAAGAUAUGUUGAUCAGUCUUUAUCCCCAGAAAUGGCUACCGUAUCGGUAUCUUUGGCCACUUUCCUGGAAUACUUGGGAUAUCACCAAGUCCAUGAGCCAAAUGGCUCGCUGGAGAGAUGAGUCGGGCAUUGAAGCGGCAGAUCCGCCAUCUCGCCUUCCUCCCAUUUUCCUCCUGUCUGCCGAGAAAGAUGAGAUCAUUCCUUCUUGUGUUCCAGGCCACUUAGAGCGAUGUGCCAGAUCUUUCAACUUAGACCUUGAGGCAAAAGAGGUCGUAGGGGCAAUGCAUACAGAAGCGCCUCUGAAGCUCGAUGGAAGAAAAGCCUUGGUGGAUUUCAUCUUGAACACGUCACGAUAG
Penicillium atrosanguineum is the source of this 1275-nucleotide messenger RNA. RefSeq names its product Glycoside hydrolase superfamily. Gene Ontology annotation, molecular function: palmitoyl-(protein) hydrolase activity. The transcript has a single exon. Gene Ontology annotation, biological process: lipid metabolic process. Bases 1 to 1275 code for a protein of 424 amino acids. NCBI's taxonomy places the organism in Eukaryota, Fungi, Ascomycota, Eurotiomycetes, Eurotiales, Aspergillaceae. Gene Ontology annotation, cellular component: membrane. The record is from RefSeq and is a predicted model, not a curated record.